This is a messenger RNA of Fukomys damarensis (Damara mole-rat), 5607 nucleotides long. RefSeq names its product SEC22 homolog B, vesicle trafficking protein (gene Sec22b). Gene Ontology annotation, biological process: vesicle fusion with Golgi apparatus; endoplasmic reticulum to Golgi vesicle-mediated transport; retrograde vesicle-mediated transport, Golgi to endoplasmic reticulum. Gene Ontology annotation, molecular function: SNAP receptor activity. The transcript is spliced from 5 exons. Gene Ontology annotation, cellular component: endoplasmic reticulum membrane; endoplasmic reticulum-Golgi intermediate compartment; SNARE complex. Lineage: Eukaryota; Metazoa; Chordata; Mammalia; Rodentia; Bathyergidae. The coding region runs from base 411 to 1058 and encodes 215 amino acids. The record is from RefSeq and is a predicted model, not a curated record.
UUAAAAACCCUCUGACCCUUAUUCUCCUUUCUGGCCCUGUCCCCAAACUUAAAAGUAUCAAGGAACUAGAAAGUUAUGCUGCAGUUUGAAUGCCACACCUGCUCAAGGAACGAGGCUUGUUGGAAGCCUGAAAUCCAGAAAAGUGGGCUGGAUUUUGAGAGUGUAGGAAGGUAGGAGAGUUCCCGGAACUAAUGUUUCAAUGGUUGAGGUUCUCCGUGGGAAGUCAAUUCGGAGGACCGGUAGCGGAAAGCUCUCUUGGGCUGUUUCCGGCCACCUCAGCGGGAAGCGGAGACGCCGGCGGCUGCAUCUUCGUAAACUGAGGUGGAGCUUUUGCUGUCCUCGCAGCAGAGGAAGUGAGAACGAGACCUCCGGCAGUGCGGACCGGUGUUGGGUCCCUGUAGCCAGUGAAGAUGGUGUUGCUGACGAUGAUCGCCCGAGUGGCGGACGGGCUCCCGCUGGCCGCGUCGAUGCAGGAGGACGAACAGUCUGGCCGGGACCUUCAGCAGUAUCAGAGUCAGGCUAAGCAGCUCUUCCGAAAGCUGAAUGAACAGUCCCCUACAAGAUGUACCUUGGAAGCAGGAGCCAUGACUUUUCACUACAUUAUUGAGCAGGGAGUGUGUUAUUUGGUUUUGUGUGAAGCUGCCUUCCCUAAAAAGUUGGCUUUUGCCUACCUAGAAGAUUUGCAUUCAGAAUUUGAUGAACAGCAUGGGAAGAAGGUGCCUACUGUGUCUAGACCUUAUUCUUUUAUUGAGUUUGAUACCUUCAUUCAGAAAACCAAGAAGCUCUACAUUGACAGUCGUGCCCGGAGAAACCUCGGCUCCAUCAACACCGAGUUGCAGGAUGUGCAGAGGAUCAUGGUGGCCAACAUUGAAGAAGUGCUGCAACGGGGAGAAGCACUCUCAGCAUUGGAUUCAAAGGCUAACAAUUUGUCCAGUCUGUCCAAGAAAUACCGCCAGGAUGCGAAGUACUUGAACAUGCGUUCCACUUAUGCCAAACUUGCAGCUGUAGCUGUAUUUUUCAUCAUGUUAAUAGUGUAUGUGCGGUUCUGGUGGCUGUGAAGUAGUAAAUGCAGUCACUAGAAAGGGAGACCCUAGAACCUGGCAGGUGUGUGUUUUCAGGAAGCUUAGCUCACAGGGAUAUGUAUUAGAACCCAAGUGAAAUUUCUGCCUCUAAAGACUUUGCAAGAAAAGACGUCCUGAAGAUGAGAGAUCAUGCCUCAUUUAAUGAAGCUUAACCCUAUGUGGAAAGUCUCUUGGGCGCAGAGGCUUUCUCAGGGUGCUAAGCCUUAUAUGUUAGGGAACAGUAGAUUGUUUUGUUUCUUUCCUUCCUAGUAAGAUUUUUAAACAGCACUGACUGGGGCUUUCUGAUCCCCUAAUAGAGCCAUCAAUGCCAUUUAAGGUACCUAACCCGUGCUAGCAGCAUUCUGAAAUUCCUUCAAAGAAGGCAGCCCUUUGGGAAUUUUUUUUUGCCUUUAAGUAACAUUCCUUUUGUUGGUGACCUUUGUGAUUUUCAGUAAUCUGAGUGUUUUUUUGUUUUUUUGGUACCGGGGAUCGAACUUGGGUCGUUGCGCUUGUGAGGCAGGUGGCAGAACCACUGAACUAAAUCCCCAACCCAGUAAUCUGAGUUUUUAAUGGCCUUUCAAACCAGACUCCAAAUAUGUGAAGGUUAAUUGCUUUGCUGCACAGAUCCUGUCUCUUGGCCCCUGGAGGAAGUAACCUUUUGUUGUUUUUCUUUUAUGAUAUUUCGCUUCUUUCCUAGUUGCUUUAGAGUUAAAUAAAUUAUGUUAAGAUGCCUUGAAAUUACAUAGCACUGUUUGACUAAAAAGCUAGUUUUUUCUCAUUUAUGCUUUGAACAAAAAAGAUUUUAAUUAGUUUGGGACAUUAUUGAAUUUAUUUUUCAGCAUUUGUUUUAUUUUAAUAUAAUAGCAAGUAUAGCCUAGUGCAGCCAGAGGCCCAUGACGUAAUAAGAAGAAAGGCCCAGCUCUGAACUGCAGUGUCUUCCCCUUACUCACUUUGUUCGCUACAGCCUUCCCCACUCUGUUUUCCUUCUGCCUCUCUUCGCUAACAUUUUAAAAAUUGCUGUGCCCAGUAGUUUCACAUCCCAUAAAUAUACUCAAGAUAUUCUCCACUUUUAAAAUGGAAAAUGCCCAGCUGUGUAAUCAUUUAGAUAUACUUAUUGUGCAGACCUCCUACUCAUCCUUGUGGCUUCAUCUGUCUGAGAAGUCUCUGAGAGUGCUUCGUUCCUGUUGUAGUUUAUAUAAAUUCUCCCAAGAAUGUUCUAGAGGUGAAUAACUCAUUUACAGUGGUUUGUAGUAACUAAUAAAAGUACCUAUGUUUUGUUUUUUUUUUUUCCUUUUUGCUCAGGGAUAAUAGGAAUUUCCUUUUACCUUCUGAGGUGGAGUUUUUUUUAAUGGAGAGGAUAGAUCUCUUGAAUGCUAUCACAGGGUCUGCAGUAUAUAUAACCUGUACUCCUACACAUACCACAAAUAUUUCCUUAAAUUGUGUAAGGAAGAUGAGCAAGCUUCUUAUUUCUGAACAUCUUUGGAGAGAUAACUAGUGGGCAAUUCUUAUGAUCCAGAGGAAUCAUCAGAGCUACAGUUCUAAUUCCUAGUAGGGAAACAGUCUUAUUUCCUUAUAACAAAGGCAAGGAAAAGUGCUUAUUUUAUUCCUUAUAAUUUACAAAACUAGAGUAACUUUUUUUUUUUUAAUUAGGACCUAAAGUUUGCUCGUUGGAGUUCUGUGCAUGAAAUCAGAGUUACUUUUUAUAGAAAAUAAGUGCUUUUACAUCCCUGAAAGAUUUAUUCCUUAAGUAAUGAUAUCGGCAGUAAAAGUUUUUGAAAGACUGAGAACCCAGAUGGUGGUUCCAUAGCUUAUGGUGCUUCUGUAGGAGCGAGGGUAGCUGCUCAUUGUUGAAAGUUGCAUGCUGCAGCCUAACGAUCAGCAAUGAAAUAAAUGUUUCUAGAAUGUUCCCUUCAGUGUGAAGUUUUAUUACUUAGUUUACUUCUGUACGCAUAUCCUUGAUAAAUGCAUUUCUACCUAAUUUCAGUGGGUUCAUUAAAGCGGGGGGUAAAUGAUGAACGAGAAAGUGGUUUAAGAUCAGGGCAAAAAUUAGAGAAUAAAGCUCAGAGUGCACCCCCUUCUGUUCUUAUUAGGAAAUAGCAAGACAAUCUAACUAAAUGAAAUAUAUCCGCAAACCAGACAUCUAAAAUAGACUAUGAUAAGUACCAUAUGAAGUUAUUAGAGGUAUACUAAGAAGGGUACUUAUUUCUAUAGAAGGGAAGAAUGGGGCAUUGUCAGCAAUAUCUGUGGUCUGUGUGAGGCCUAUGAAAAGAAUGAGGCACGUUUGGGGAACGUAGCAGGUUGGUUCAGUUUAAGUCAGGAUAGGAUAAGCAGAAGUGACUGAAGAGACGGGAAAAACUAGACUGGUGUACUGUAGAAAAAGGACUUCUCUACUAAGCUAAGGUGAAGACUCAGAGCUUCAACUAAUCAUUUGGCCAUAAGGAAUAAGAUUGAAAGUAGGGAGAUGAGCUAGGCUUGGUGACUCAUGCCUAUAAUACCAACACUCAGGAGGCUGAGGCAGGAGGAUCACUGUGAGUUUGAGGCCAACCUUAACUACAAUAGUGAGUGCAGUGCCACCCUGAACUACAUAAUGAGAUCCUAUCUCAAAAAGUAAAAAAGGGAGAUGAAACUAAGAAGGCUUUAGACACAGAAUUAAGCAGCCCAGUUCCAAGUGACUUUCAAGAAAGGAUGGAUCAGAGGUACUGAUCCAACUGUACAAAUUCUUUUUAGGAACUUCUUGCAUUGACCAAACCUUUUGAAGUAUGUUCACACUUCUAUGAAUAAAGGAACUUAAAGGCUAUAGAGCUCUGAGGUACAGGGGAGUUCAGUGAUUUGUCCAAAAUCACAGAGCUAGAAAGUGAUGGAGCCAAGAUUAGAACCGAGGCAGCCUGGCUCUGGAGUUUUUAUUUUUACCCACUAUACUAUACAGCCAAGCAAUCAAAUAAAAUGUAUACUAAAAAUAUAUUCUAAAAUUAGCAAGCAAAAACUGGAUCAUGCAGGCAGAAGUAAUUCUAGAGGGCUGGUAAUAGAAGCCAUAUUCCAGUGGAACCUGGGCCAUAACUGAUUUGUACCAUUAGAAUCCAGACAGAACCACUGGCACAAGGAGCUUUUCUGUUCUGUGACAUUGAACUUCAUGGCUUGUCCUAUGAAGACAUCUCACAGAUGUAAAAAUUUAGAAAAUCUUGGUACACUGUACCUCGUUUGGUCAUUAAACUGUCUAAUUUCUUAGCUCUUUGAGGAAUCUUUGAAAACCUGAUAAAAGGGAUGUGCCUUCCCCAGAGCAAUAUCCACGUGUACGUGUGUGCCAUGUGUAUACCAUUUCCAGCUCCCCAAAGAUGAAGCCUGCUCAUCUCCUCGCGGUCCCUGAUCCCUCAGUUAAGAACUCCAGAUAUACAGGAUGUGGAACUCAAAUUUAAGUACCCAAAGGGCUCAGAAACUUGGUUGUGAGUUGGAAGAAUUCUAUAGUUUGAACAACUUUUUAAAUGUGAUGUAUUGAAAAACUGUACAAAAACAUUUGUAUCCAAUAAUAUUUUUCUGUACUGCAUUCAGAGAUUUGGUUAUUCUGAAAAAGAAAAUUUUGGUCCCGGUUCCUUGAAAUCGCAUUUAAGCCGUUUGAAAUUUAUAUUUUCUACUUUUAUCAGAAGUCUUUACAAAAGCAAGUUAAAAAAAGAAAGUGUGUAGUCACUUUUGCACACACAGGAUUUAAUAUAAUAUGUAUAGUAAAACAUCUCAUAAUUUAAAUUCCCACUUUGUUGGGUGUUUUCACCAUUAUUCCAGGGCUUGAGUGAUAGUGACCACACAAUUAAGACUGACACAUUGGAGGUACUCAGCAAAUACCUGCAGGAUGUAUACGCUGAAUUACAUUUUUAAAAUUAUGCAUACCAUUUUUGGAAAUAGUAAUUGGAAUGAAAGAAAAAAAAAAUGGAUAGAAUGGAAUAGGCCUAGUGGAGGAAUGGAAGAAAAAGAGAUAUAUAAAAGAAGUCAGAACCAAAGAAAGGACCAAUAAGAUUACACAGUGCACACUUUGGAGAGGAAGGAAAUUCAGCAAAUGAAGUUGAUUUUUUUUUUUUAAGAAGAAAAUUGAAAGGUAAGAACAAAGAAGGAAAGGAAGAGAAAAAGCACAAAAAUCAAAUAGAUGGGCAGAUCGUUAAGUCUGGGAAUGUUUCCAGUUGACUCCUGCCAUAGUUGCUUUUAUAUUGUAUAGGUGAUGUCUUAUGAUCUUUUCAUAUCAACUAACCAAUUUUCCUUAUGAAAAAGUGACUUCAGUUUAGCGAUUAAGUGCUUUGAGCAACAAACCAUGUACUGUAAAUACCGUGGUAAAGUUAAAACACGGGACUGAGGCUUAGUUUUGGCAGCAGUUUGCACCUGCUGUGCUGUUCCCAGUUCCUCCCUGCAGCUUGUCCUGGUGGGCAUGGACUGGCCGUGUAGGGACAGCAAUUAGACCGAUAAAAGGACUGACAGUUUGACCUAUUUGUAUGCCUUUUUUUAGCCACUUGCAUUAAUACAGUGUGUUACUCACACACGUAAAAGUUUAAAAUAAAGUACUUUG